Candidula unifasciata is the source of this 576-nucleotide messenger RNA. NCBI's taxonomy places the organism in Eukaryota, Metazoa, Mollusca, Gastropoda, Stylommatophora, Geomitridae. The record is from the annotation of a GenBank genome assembly.
AUGCCGUUAACUGCAUGUGCGACUAAUGAUCAACAGUUAACUGCAUGUGCGACUAAUGAUCAACAGUUAACUGCAUGUGCGACUAAUGAUCAACAGUUAACUGCAUGUGCGACUAAUGAUCAACAGUUAACUGCAUGUGCGACUAAUGAUCAACAGUUAACUGCAUGUGCGACUAAUGAUCAACAGUUAACUGCAUGUGCGACUAAUGAUCAACAGUUAACUGCAUGUGCGACUAAUGAUCAACAGUUAACUGCAUGUGCGACUAAUGAUCAACAGUUAACUGCAUGUGCGACUAAUGAUCAACAGUUAACUGCAUGUGCGACUAAUGAUCAACAGUUAACUGCAUGUGCGACUAAUGAUCAACAGUUAACUGCAUGUGCGACUAAUGAUCAACAGUUAACUGCAUGUGCGACUAAUGAUCAACAGUUAACUGCAUUUGCGACUAAUGAUCAACAGUUAACUGCAUGUGCGACUAAUGAUCAACAGUUAACUGCAUUUCUAGAGCCAGUUUGUGUUGUCACUUCUAACAACUGCCUUAUGCAUUUAUUGCAUGUGUUUGCUAUUGGCCCUCACUGA